CCGCCUCACCUGUGCCAGCCCGGGCCCCAUGCAUCGGUCUCCAGCGGGCCUGGGCGACUGGUAUAAAUAGCGUGCUCCUGCAUUUCCCAGACAUACACCAUCAUUAUAGUUACUCGCUGCUCUUCGCUCCUACAACGUACCCAAAAUGGCCCGCACCAAGCAGACUGCCCGCAAGUCCACCGGCGGCAAGGCGCCCCGCAAGCAGCUGGCCACCAAGGCCGCUCGCAAGACCCCCGCCACCGGCGGUGUGAAGAAGCCCCAUCGCUACCGCCCCGGUACCGUGGCGCUGCGCGAGAUCCGCAAGUACCAGAAGUCGACUGAGCUGCUGAUCCGCAAGCUGCCAUUCCAGCGCCUGGUGCGUGAGAUUGCCCAGGACUUCAAGACCGACCUGCGCUUCCAGAGCCAGGCCGUGCUGGCGCUGCAGGAGGCCGCUGAGGCCUACCUGGUGGGCCUGUUCGAGGACACCAACCUGUGCGCCAUCCACGCCAAGCGUGUGACCAUCAUGCCCAAGGAUAUCCAGUUGGCCCGCCGCAUCCGUGGCGAGCGCGCGUAAGCGUCGUGCCGCCUGGUCUUCCCCCUCCCCCCCCCCAAACUCGGUGUUUCUCAACACCACCUAGACAAAGAAUCGGCUGUGCUCACUGUUGGAUGCGCGGUACGAACACGUGUGAUUCCCUGAGUUCGAUAGUUUGGGGCUGGGGUUGAUGGUUCCCGGGCGUGUCAGCAGCUCGAGGGCCAGAAGACGCCUAGCGGGGUGGUGUGUGUAUGUUUAGGCAAAAUGCAUGCACUAGGUCCAGGUUCAAACGCAGAAGUCACUGUUGUGUACUCGUCCCAGAAUGGCGCCCUCUUGUGACGCCCAUGCCAGGGUUUGAACAACCGCAGCACGUGUACGCAUGGCAUGCCCGAAUCGCUGGGACCACCACUGGGACCAUCUGCACAGCAUUGUCUUCAGUGUGUUCAAACCGCCUGCGGGCAAAGGCGUAUCACUCCGGUGGGUUUAGCCACCGAAGGAGUACGGCGUACCUGACUGAGGGGGCGUGUGCAGAGGCUGGAUUGAAGCAAGACCGGA
Molecule: messenger RNA, 1066 nt
Organism: Chlamydomonas reinhardtii
Lineage: Eukaryota; Viridiplantae; Chlorophyta; Chlorophyceae; Chlamydomonadales; Chlamydomonadaceae
Exons: 1
Coding region: 146-553 (135 amino acids)
Cellular component (GO): nucleosome
Molecular function (GO): protein heterodimerization activity; DNA binding; structural constituent of chromatin
Source: RefSeq, a predicted model, not a curated record